Kluyveromyces marxianus DMKU3-1042 is the source of this 1272-nucleotide messenger RNA. RefSeq lists its product as uncharacterized. The transcript has a single exon. Lineage: Eukaryota; Fungi; Ascomycota; Saccharomycetes; Saccharomycetales; Saccharomycetaceae. Bases 1 to 1272 code for a protein of 423 amino acids. The record is from RefSeq and is a predicted model, not a curated record.
AUGGAUUCGUUUGUAAAUAGUGUUACGUGCCAGCAGGUUUCACCUGAACAGUGCGAGCAGAUGCUCCAGCUGUCGAGGGUCGACAGUACAGUGAGCUGCUCGAAUUUCAAGAAGAUUUUAGGUUGGUUUAAAACAGCACAUGCGGGUUCGUCAGAGGACAGAGCGUUGGCAAGCACUGUGGCCAACGUGUUGCUAAACUCGAGCGAACAGAGAAUGCAUGCUAGCCAAGACAGAUCUUUGAUCAAGUGCGUGGAAUCGCGCCUUUUCAAUAAUCCAUACGAUCUCCCAAGAUGGAGAAUCAUGUUUCUAAUGGCACAUUGCAAGCCUGAGGGACGGGAACAUGAGCAUGAGCAGCAGCAUGAGCAGCAAAGGGACCAACCAUUUGAUAGACUAUUGGCCCCAACCUGUUUCCAAAGAAUGGUGAGCGAACUGAGGAUGGAUUCGGAGUACAUGAACACUUUGUGCGAGCUCGGGAAGUUUUGGUACGCGCUCUGCUUCAACUACGGGUGCACGAUAACAAACUCCGUGUUGUACUGGAACAUCUUCACAGACUUCGCUGCAAAACCAUACAUAUCUGUCCCAGGGUUCCAGGACUGUUUGAUACAGUUUGGAUCCCUUUACCUUUUGGUGCACUCCAACGAGAUGUGCGUCGAAAAAACCACUGUUAAUAGAUUUCUUUGCAUAUUCGAGGACAAGUUUAACGACUGGUACACGCAAACCACUCGGGAGUGGUAUUGCUCUUUGCAGGAACACAGACUUCCCCAAAUACUCAACAUCCUGGAGCUGUUGAUCGCUUACUCUUCUCCCAGCUUGAAGCAGGAAAUUAGACAAUGCUUCUUGUCGUCUCAGAACUCUUUGCAUUGCCCCUUCGUCAAUUCCUCAUUCAUCAAGUUGAUCGAGUCCCCAAUCAACAACGUCUCCAACACUACGGCCUCCAUCCUCAGCUUGCUUCAUCUAAGGCACGACAAGUCGUCCCACUCUCUAAAGCUAAUGGCCCCACCACUUGCAUCACGUGACUCCUUAUCGUCCACCAAGUCUUCGGAUUACAUUACUUAUUCAGGACUGCCCACUCCUUCCGUCUCAUCCCAAGCAGACCCUGCGGUUUCUACAUUCUCCACGGCUGCCUCUUUCGGAUCUGCUUCGCCAGUGUGCGGACAGCCUUCUAACUACGACGACUGGUCCGAAGAAGAGCAGUUCCUGGAAGCUGAAAAGAUCGGGGCUGCCAUAGAAAGACUAAACGAAUUAGGUUUUGUGAAAAUGUCCACCGAAUAA